Molecule: messenger RNA, 4654 nt
Organism: Amyelois transitella
Lineage: Eukaryota; Metazoa; Arthropoda; Insecta; Lepidoptera; Pyralidae
Gene: Ankle2
Product: ankyrin repeat and LEM domain-containing protein 2 homolog
Exons: 14
Coding region: 208-3099 (963 amino acids)
Biological process (GO): negative regulation of phosphorylation
Cellular component (GO): endoplasmic reticulum
Molecular function (GO): protein phosphatase 2A binding
Source: RefSeq, a predicted model, not a curated record
AUAAAACGUCAAGAGUUUGUCAAAACGUCAUCCAUCCGUUCGUCAGACGCAUUUUCAAUUUUCUGUUGCAAACACAGUACGCCCGUGUUUUAUUCACUGAUACAAUUCAUAACAUUUCGAUAUGUGCUGAUGUAAAUUUAAAAUUGACAUUCAAUUUACGACCAUGGUUUUAUGACAGCCUCGUAAUAAGGAGGCGAUAUUGGCAAAAUGUCGAAGGCCGUGAUAAUACCUGAGUGUAACAAGAAUUUUGGAGGGAUGAAGGAUGAGAUAUCGCUUUCGCCGACGGACAAGAAAGACGGAGCGAUAAGUUUGUUCAGCAGGUUGCUUCGUUUCGAUUCCCUAAAAAGAAACCCAGCUCCGGAGAGUCCUACAAAUACGGAACCGCCUACGACAUAUUACGGAGUCUACAUACCUUGUGAAAUUAAGAAAGGCCCAGAUGAAGAAGCCCUGCAUGUAUACAAGAACAAGUCAGAAGCCCUGGAGCUGGUGCGUCGCUACAAGUUAGCACGAUUCAAAGCGUUCCAGAACAGACAGGAUGCGGUCUCCUUUGCGUUGCGAGGCGCCGAGCCUGUUGACACUGUUGAUGGGAAUGAUAACUCUUUGGUCGGCGAGAAGCCGUACCCCUUCAAGGCUCCAUCGCCUCAGGACAUGGUGGCCCUCCGGAAAGCCAUUGAAGGUGGAAACAUCGCGAAGGUUCGAGAGAGAGUGUGGGAGAACCCUCGGUUCCUUGUCAGCAGUGGUAACACACCCUCUAUUAUGCACGAGGGCACAAGAUAUAACGCGAUGCACGUAGCGGCGAAGUCUUGCAACGCUGAGAUGUGCAAUAUGAUUCUCACGACCGUCGGCGACCCGGCCUUCGUGCAGACCCUGUAUGGUGCUGACGCGGAUCCUGACUCUUGUAAGGAAUUCGCAGCGAUCCUCCUAGACCGCUACCUCAACACGCCGGACAAGUCGAUGAACGAGACGCCUCUUCACUUCGCGGCCAAGUUCGGAGCCGUGGAAGUCGUCGAUGUGCUCACUUCGUUCCCGCAGUGCAACCGCGCCGCUGUCAACAAAUACGGCGAGCAGGCUAAAGAUAUAAUCUGCAAACGGACAUCGAACGCCAGCCCCGAGACGAGCGACCGCAUCAGGUCCAUGCUCCAACAGCGAUACUACGUGCCCGUCCUUCACAGUGAAGACGGCAGCGAAGUGCCCACCAUCGGGAGACCUUUCACUCCCGCGGACCCACCUGACAUAAACCGCGACCCGCUGACGGCCCGCUACGAGAUCCGCGCGUUCGCGGGCCCCAUGGAGGCCGACGACGCCGAGAGCUUCCGCCGCCGCUGGAAGACGCCGCCCCGCGGAGCGCCCCGCCUGGGCAGGCUGCGGCCGCCCGCCUUCCGCCUCGGGGAGAUGACCAAGGGGUUGGAAGCUGUGGGGAGAGACUUAGCUGAAGAAAUGAAAGUUGGGUGGAAGGAAUACUGGCCGUUCCUUGACACGUUCACUGACCUACGAACGCUGGAAGGGCUUGCUCUACUAGAAAACUAUCUCAGAAACAAAUACGAGGGAGCAUGUUCGUUCGCAUAUAGUGACAGUUGCAUGCAGUCCCAGCAUUCUCCUGAGGAAUUGGUAUUCUCAAGAUUGAGUCUAGGAAAUAUCUCCCAGUCAAGUCCAAUCAAAGAUAACAUGAGCCCGAUGUCUGAACUAUGUGUCGCGUUGAAAACGUGCAAAAUAUCGUCAGACAGACCGCCUCAUUGGAGGAAAACUGACCCGCUUAGACAAAGGCUUUGUAGACAGCCAAGUAUGAAGUCUACUGUGACAAACGGAACAGAACCCUCGCCUGUGAUAAACCAUACUGUUAAUCAACUUUUGUGUAUAGAAAGAACGUGCCAAGUAUUCGCCAAACGAAUAGCCGAUGCGCUGGUGUUUUCACUAUCCGCUGAACCAGAGGUGGCGGGCGAAUCGUUAAAAAGCGAAGCAAAACAUUUACAGCACACCAUAUUUACGUACAUGGACGAUGAAAGAUUUAAAAAAAUUGAUUUCGCCUUGAUUCACUCACGCUUAGCGCAACUAGUUGUUUUUAAACUGAAGCAACAGACUACAGAUCUCGACGAUAUAAACAAUUUAGUCGAGUUUUUGGUCAAAUUGAGAUGUCCGAAUGACGAUAUUUUCAGUUCGGACGAUGAAAGGAAACCAGCGUCUUACAGGGGCUUUAGUAAAGUGAAAGUGACUUAUGUGAUCGACGGUCAUGUUAGGUGUUUAGCUAGUUUUAUAUGUGAGGAGUUGGAGGCUGACACGACAAAAGGGCCGGCCAUAUCGGAGGUGGAAUGUACGGAGAUUUGGGAGAACGCGGCGAAGUGUCGGUGCGAUUGGAAGAUAGAAGCGUUCGAGAGGAAUAGUAAGAAGAAUACGUCGUUUAGGAAAAACAGGUCGAUUCUGUCGACUAGUCCGAAGAGCGAUAGUUUUAUAAGGCGGCUUACGUUCGACCAUGAUAUAGGCGACGGCAAGUCCACGGAGCCCUACGAGCCGUGCGCGGCCGCCAACUCGCCGGGCGGGGACUCGGCGCCCGCGCAGCUCUACACGCUCGACGUCUCCAACUGCCAGCUCGUCGCCGCUGAGAUAUCAGAAGACGAAUCGGUUGCUUCGUGUCACUCAGAAAACGACGAUGAGGAGGCUUACCACACCGCCUCGGAGCAUUCCGAGAGAGAUGAGAUGCUCGAGGCCAGCGACGCAGCCAUAGCAGAACCUUUUAUAUACGGCGAGGAGCCGACCAAGAUGGACCGUCUGGUGUUCGAGGCAGUCUCUCAGUGUCACAUCACCACAGAGCAGUUCCCCAACAUCUACCGCUGGAGACACACGGUGGCAUUGUAUUCACCUACUGAGAGAAACAAAUGGAAGCCAGCGCCGCUAGCGGACGACAGCAUCUCGUGCUGGUCGCCGCGCGCCGCCGCCAGCCCGCGGCCCGCGCACUGCUCCACGCCCACCAGGGGCGACGCCCGCGACGACAGCCGCAGUGUGCCGCUACAGGUAUCCAACUGGUUACGAGUAACUGGCCCCAACUCUCCGCGUUCAGCGUUAGCGGCUAAGAACGUCAGCCAUAAUGUCAGUUUUGGAUUCUAAACAUAAUAUAAUAACUUACUUUUAUAAACGGACGCGAGAUUUAAACAUAUAUAAAAGAUUAUGGUUACUCAUGUGCGAUAGUAAAUAUCAUGAUUUUCGAUUAAAUUUUGGAGUAACCAAAUUCUUUUAUAUCAUUUAAUUUUUUUCUCAUUUAUUACUGCCAUUAAAGAUUGGAUGAAAACCACGGGCCGAUAAUACUAGACUAUUAUUAAAUAAAGUAUUUUUCGAUAAAUACAAAUUCUGAAUAGUCAUAUGGUCCGCGCUUUAAGAUUAUAUCCAAUAUUUACUGUAACAUAUUUUUGUCAACUAAAUAAUUAUAACAAUGUACUUUAUGGAGAAAAUGAAACGAUUAAACGUGAAGCAAACAUUUCACGACGAAUAUUAUUUUUGACAUUGAUUUACAUGAUUUGAGUAUAACAAUAUGAUAAAGUAAAUUUUAACAUAACAUUUUAAAUGAUUGAUAAAUAUUAUUAACUAUAUUUUGUAUAUGUAAACAGUUAGUUCAACUGUUAUUUGUCAUAUUCAAUUCUUGUGAAUUAUUUUCUCAAAGUGAAUUACAAUUUUGAGUCGACUGCACAAUUUAUAAGUGAAUUUAGAAUAUAAUUACGAACGUAGCUUAUUUAUGAAAUAAAACAAUUAUGAAACUGCCGCCUCAACAUUGUAAUUUGCUCGAAAACAGUUUCUCUUGCGUAAUAUUAAUCUCAAUUUUUGUAUUAUAAUUUGUAUGCAAGAUGUAUGUUGGUUGUAUGUAUAUUAUUGAAUUGAUACGUUAAUUUAAAUUGAAUUUAAUUGUUAGUCGGUAGCUAUUCUCAUAGCGGCACUUUGUACGGACAAUAAACUUAUUUCACUGGGUUAUAAUAACCGUUUUGAACGCCACGAGCAACUAUAGAGAUGAUAAGAUAGAUGUCAGCGAAAUAGUCCAAAUCCUGGCAAAAUUGAUGUCUUCUUAAAAGUUGGUCAAGGCGAACAAAAGUAUAUAGCAUUUAUAGGUUUUGAGUUUGACUUUAUUGUUUUUAUUGGUCAGUAAUAAGUUGUCAGGUAGAGAAUAUAGAUCAGAGGAAAAUACGAAGAAAACGAAAAAUUACUCCCGAACAGUUAAAUAAUAUUAAAUUAUAACUUGCUGACAUUUGUUUCGUGGGUGGUUAGGUUAACGUUUUUUCGAAAAAAAAAGUGCGAUAGUUUUUGACAUUUGGUUUAACAAGUAUUAUUGUCUUAUUCGAUUAAUGUGAAUAAUGCAAAGCAAUAUUUUUGCGCCGAAUAAGUAAGGCGAAGACAUGUCAGACAUGGAGUUGUAAUUUAUUAUUAAACUUUGUUUAUAUAGCAACUCUACGAGAAGAGAUUUUAUUUAGUUAAAUAGGCAGGUAGCAUACUUCUAUUUUACUGAAACACUGGUUAUAUGUUGCCAAAAAGUUGUUAAGUGGAAUGUUGCACUGAUUUACGAACGUUUGUACUUUUAUAUCAAAACGAAAACGAAAAAAAUGUAAAGUAAAUGUAUGUUUUAUAUGAUACGUUUUAAUUCAAUAGACAUUAUUAUAAUAAAUUAUGACUGGUUCAA